AUGAUGUCGACGAGGAACAAGAAAGAGAAACAGGAGAAGGUAAUGAGGUACUUGCACGUGUUGGUGCCCAAGUACCGCUCAGAGAAACUGAGAGGUGGUGGAUGGAAAGGCCGUGUAAUGGAGAUCGAAACCCGUGUCAGGAAAGUGUUUGACAUGUCGUUUCGCAACAGCAAGGAUGCUAUAAAGUCCAUAGAGGCGAAUCAGAAGGUGAUCAUGGAACAGCUGAACGAAUUGCGAAACGCCCAGGGCCAAUCCUCUAGCGUGCCGCAACCGUUGCACCGGCCGCCGCUCAGUGGCGGCGAUACGGGGCCUGCGACUGGGGCGCUAAGGAGGAGGCCUUCUGGAUAUGUGCCCAUUGAUGAAGUGGGGUAUGAGUAUGGCCUGUGA
This is a messenger RNA of Ostreobium quekettii, 387 nucleotides long. The record is from the annotation of a GenBank genome assembly. Lineage: Eukaryota; Viridiplantae; Chlorophyta; Ulvophyceae; Bryopsidales; Ostreobiaceae.